This is a messenger RNA of Prorocentrum cordatum, 868 nucleotides long. NCBI's taxonomy places the organism in Eukaryota, Dinophyceae, Prorocentrales, Prorocentraceae. The record is from the annotation of a GenBank genome assembly.
GAGGAGAUCACGGUGACGUCGCCCAACGGGCCGCCCCUCUGCGUGGGAACCUACCGCCUCGCGCGGGAGCAGCCCAACGGGCAGCCAGCCUGGAGGAGGACCGGCGAGGGCGCCGAGCGGUGGCUGUUCUACGAUCCCAGGGGCGACUGGGCCAUCGGGGGCGGCGACGUAAGGGCCACCAACUUCCAGUCCAGCAACGGGUGGAUCUACUCUCCGGCCGCGGGCGGCAGCGAAGUGCCGAUGCCCUGGCAGACGACGGGGUGGAGACGCUUCGACGGGACCGAGCACGUGUUGGACCCUGCGAUCCAGGUGUCUGCCGUGAUUCCUAACACCGUCGCGGCGGCUGUUCCUAUAGUCGAGACGCUCCCUGCACCUACGCAAGGCAUGGUUUCACAAACAGCGACCACGAAGGAGGUUGCUACAACGAUAACCACUCCAGUUACCCGAAGUGCGACCACCACGGCCACCGCUACCACGAGAACGACGACGAGCCGAACUGCGACGACAGAAACAAGCACGACAUCGACCACAAAACGUACAACGUCAACAAUCAGUUCAUCACCGAGUACUACGAGUACUACUCGGCCGACCACGUCGACGACUGCAACAACCACGUCGACGACUCUUACAACCACGUCGACGUCAACAGUGGCCGCCCUCGGUCCGGACGAGCCGCUGCACUGCCAGAAGGAGGCCACAGGAGUUCGGAAGUGGUGCGAUGCCUCCCUGGACCUCGACCAGCGCGCAUCGGCCCUCAGGGCAGCCCUCACCUUGGAGGAGAAGGUCGUCCUCUUCACCUCGGGGGUCGAGGCGCUCCAGAAGACGCGGCUGAACACGACCGGCAAGCACGGCCACGGCGCCGUGAAGG